Chlamydomonas reinhardtii is the source of this 2237-nucleotide messenger RNA. RefSeq lists its product as uncharacterized. The transcript is spliced from 9 exons. The record is from RefSeq and is a predicted model, not a curated record. Bases 80 to 1576 code for a protein of 498 amino acids. Lineage: Eukaryota; Viridiplantae; Chlorophyta; Chlorophyceae; Chlamydomonadales; Chlamydomonadaceae.
UAUAACGUGUACCUGCACAGCACAUGCAUCAAUAAAACUUGGGCACCAUCAUCCUGGCGUGAGCAAGCUACGCUUGUGUAUGGAUGCAACAGUCGCGGAAUCGUCGGGGUCGCCCGACCACCUUCUGGUGCUGGUGCACGGUCUGGCGGACACCAAGAGUGCAUGGGACCGAUGCGUAGUGGAGUUGCGUAACAUGCCGGACGCGGGGAGGUACGUGUUCCUUCAGUCGGCGGUCAACGCCCGUUGGCGCACACAUCACGGUGUGGACGUGUGUGGCCAGCGCCUGGCGGAGGAGAUAUGCGCACUGCUGGCCACAGCGCCCGGGCUCACGCACGUCAGCAUGAUCGGGCACUCCAUGGGCGGAAUGAUCGCCCGCUACGCCGCCGGGCUGCUGUACCGGCCCGCCGACGGCACCAUUGCCGGCCUCACGCCCCGCCACUUCGUCACGCUGGCCUCGCCGCACCUUGGCCUGACAGUGGAUGCGGGGCCCGCGCAGGUGCCGUUCGUGGCGUGGGCCGGCCACCUGCCGGUGCUGGGGGGAGCGCUGCAGCGGGGGCUGCAGGCCAUUGGGCACGGUGUGGCGGCUCGGCUGUUCAGCGGCACGGGCCGUCACUUCCUGGCGCUGGACGGCGGGCCUGGAGAGCUGCCGCUCCUCAUCCGCAUGACACUGGACGAGCCGGACAAGGGCUGCUACUUCUUCUCGGCGCUCCGGGCGUUCCGCACACGCGCCUGCUACGGCAACGUGGGCCGAGACCACUGGGUGAGCUGGCAGAAUGCCACACUCCGUGACACGCCGCAGCUGCCGGAUCUGGAUCCACAGCUGGUGCGGCGGGGGCGCGGCGUGGUGCGGGACGACCCGCCGGAGGCCGCCUGGAGCCGCGCCAGCAGCAGCUGCGGUGGCGGCAGCAGCGAUAGAGGUGCUGUUAGGGCAGCAGCUGCAUGCGGCGCUGGGAUCGGCGGUGGUGGGAACGGCGGCGGUGGUGGCAGCAAGCCGGAAGCCGACGCCACGAGAGGGCCGAGCGGGACAGAGGCGCAAGCGGGGAACAGGAGGGACCAAACUCAGGCGCCCGGGGUGGCGGCAGCAUCGAAACCAGCUGAUAUGGAACAGGAGCGGCUAGACCAAGGCGGCGAGGCGCACGGCGCUGCAGCAGCUGCAAGAGUUGAUGCAGGCACGGACCGUGUGGCCCCGGCAGGAAAGGACAUCUCAUUGACCGCAGCGACCGCAGCAGCUGAAGCGGGACCCGGGGCGGCAGCCGGGGGUGCGGCGGCGGCGACCAGCGCGGGCGAGGCCCAGGAGGUCGCGGACGCGGACGAUGUCGAGUUGGAGGACUCACUGACGGCGGCGCCAGAGUCUCCAUCACAGGUGGUGUCGUUCGCGCUGGGGCGGCUGCAGCAGAUGCCGUGGCGGCGAGUGGACGUGAGCUUCGCCGGGGCGCGCAUGGGCACUGCACACAACAACAUACAGGCCACCCGCUGGACCAACACGGUGGGCGCGGGGGUGUUGCGACACCUGAGACAACACCUGGAGGCCAUGGAGCUGCACGUGGCCGCACACAGCCCAGGGCGCGCGGCGUGAUGAAGGGUGCUGGAGGGAGCGUGACAACGGCCACUCGAAUGCGACAUGCUCGUGUGGUGCUGGAGGGCCUCGUGGGACAAUGUGUUUGGAAAGCACAAGGGAAGAAACACUGUGUAUGCGAUGCAGGGACAACGGUUGCGUGUGUCGCUGUACGGUAACCACUGAGUGUGAUACUUAUUUGAUGUUUGUGAGCUGGGCGCUGUUCGGUGUUGUCGUGUUGAUUGCGUUUCUCCGCACUCCGACAAGCUCUGGUCCGGCUGAUGUGAGUAUGUAGCUUGUGACGCGCGCAGCAAAUGCCCGCAGACACAGCCACUCAGUUAUGGCGUGCUCUUGUGGUGGUGUGGUGGCCUCGUGGGACAAUGUGUUAAGAGAGCGCGAGGGAAGAAAGACUGUGGCAGGAUUGUGUAUGCGAUGCAGGCGCGAUGAUUGCGUGUGUCGCUGUACGGUACCCACACAGUUUUGGUAUGAUUGUGAGGUGGGCGCAGUGCGGCGUUCAUUACGUUCCUCCCGCACUCUGACAAGCGCUGGCCUGUCUGAUGUACCGUAUGUAGCUUAUUACGGCUGGUGCCAGCGGACACAGCGCCUGACCCAGCAAAGGUCACCGUACGGAUGACUUAGAACGUGAUGAAACGUGCAGACUGUAUGAGUAACGGGGGUCCCG